Hibiscus syriacus is the source of this 696-nucleotide messenger RNA. RefSeq lists its product as uncharacterized. The transcript is spliced from 4 exons. The coding region runs from base 54 to 536 and encodes 160 amino acids. The record is from RefSeq and is a predicted model, not a curated record. NCBI's taxonomy places the organism in Eukaryota, Viridiplantae, Streptophyta, Magnoliopsida, Malvales, Malvaceae.
UUAAAUUUCCCAACACUAUUGUCAAUGGAAGAUGUGUGGAGGACCCUAGAUCAAUGGCAUCAUAUUUAAUUAGUACUUCACUUUUAGGGCUUGAGAUAGCUACCAACCGUGAUAUUAUUGGCAUUGCAUUAGCCAAUUUGAUUGGGCUUCAUUGGAAACAUGCUUCAAGAUCAAAUCAUGGAUUGAUGCUGACUUCUCCUCUUAGGCAUGUUCAUAAUGCCAGUGAGAAAACUAACAUGAUUGAUAAAUCCAAUGUCCCUUUGUUGCGCCCGCAAGAUCUUAGGCUGGCUAUCAUGGCUUCAGAAAGAUUGUUGAUACUGCAGCCACAUAAUUGGGCGCUGAGGAGAGACCAUGGAAUGAUGCUGUAUUAUAGUAGGGAAUAUGGCAAGGCAGUGCAAGAGCUUAGCAUUUGCAUGGCCUUUGCUCCUGAAGAAGAGGCAGAGAUCCUUGAACCAUUUGUCGAGAAGUUGCAUUUAAUGCGGCUGGAAUCGUUGUGGAAGUCGUUGGGGCAUGCAGGUCGACUGACAGUUCCUUGAGUUUUGAACAUAACCAACCUUCAGUCCUCCUCUAUUUCAGUUUAGAGGAUGAACCGAUGAACUCCGAAAUAUAGAAUUAUGGAUAGGAGAUGUAGGCAAAUCCCAAGUUGAAUUUGUCUUGAACACACUAAACAAGGGAAGCUGUCAGUCUACCCCUUCA